Glycine soja is the source of this 1989-nucleotide messenger RNA. RefSeq lists its product as uncharacterized. NCBI's taxonomy places the organism in Eukaryota, Viridiplantae, Streptophyta, Magnoliopsida, Fabales, Fabaceae. The transcript has a single exon. The record is from RefSeq and is a predicted model, not a curated record. The annotation marks the transcript as partial.
AUAGCACAUUCAUUACUGGGCCAAAACAGAUUCGACCGUUGCUUCACACGCCCCUCUACAUUCUUCAUUCAAAUUUAUAUUUUCGUGGCAUUCUUGUUUUCAUCAGCAUUUCCCAACACCUCUCGGAAUUUCACGAAACCAUUUCAAAAGCUCUGCUUCUCCAUGGCUACCUCACCAAAAGAAACCUCAGCUCCUGGUUCACCCUCUGUACCAUCAUCUCCAUCAUCCACCAAAGCACCAUCAAACCAGGAACGACCUGAAUUCAAUAUACAACCCAUCCAAAUGAUUCCUGGUUCAGCCCCUGUUCCUGAAAAACUGGUUCCCAAGAGACAACAGGGAGUGAAGACUUCUGAAAACCCUAGCCUUGCAGCAAGUCCUAGGGAAGUAGACACGGAGAUGGACAAGAAGAUCCGCAGUAUUGUGAGUAGCAUUCUGAAAAAUGCUUCUGACCCUGAUGCUGAUACAGAUGUUCCAACAUCUUCCACCCCAAAUGUUUCUGUCCCUGAUGCUGAUGAAGAUGUUCCAACAUCUUCCACCCCAAAUGUUUCUGUGCCUGAAGCUGAUAAAGAUGUUCCAACAUCCUCCAUCCCAAAUGCUGAAGUCCUCUCUUCAUCCAGCAAAGAGAGAUCAACAGAGGAAGAGGAACAAGCCACAGAGGAGACCCCAGCACCAAGGGCACCAGAACCUGCUCCAGAAAGAUUACAAAGCAGAAAGGGAAAAACCCCCAUUACUAGGUCUGGACGAAUCAAAACGAUGGCACAGAAGAAGAGCACACCAAUCACUCCUACCACAUCCAGAUGGAGCAAAGUUGCAAUCCCCUCCAAGAAGAGGAAAGAAAUUUCCUCAUCUGACUCUGAUGAUGAUGUCGAACUAGAUGUUCUCGACAUCAAGAAAGCCAAGAAAUCAGGGAAAAAGGUGCCUGGAAAUGUCCCUGAUGCUCCAUUGGACAACAUUUCAUUCCACUCCAUUGGCAAUGUUGAAAGGUGGAAAUUUGUAUAUCAACGCAGACUUGCUGUUGAAAGAGAACUGGGAAGAGAUGCCUUGGAUUGCAAGGAGAUCAUGGACCUCAUCAAGGCUGUUGGACUGCUGAAAACUGUCACCAAGUUGGGAGAUUGCUAUGAAGGUCUAGUCAGGGAAUUCAUUGUCAACAUUCCCUCUGACAUAACAAACAGAAAGAGUGAUGAUUAUCAGAAAGUGUUUGUCAGAGGAAAGUGUGUUAGAUUCUCCCCUGCUGUGAUAAAAAAAUACCUGGGCAGACCAACUGAAGGAGUGGUGGAUAUUGAUGUUUCUGAGCAUCAGAUUGCCAAGGAAAUCACUGCCAAACGAGUCCAGCAUUGGCCAAAGAAAGGGAAGCUUUCUGCAGGGAAGCUAAGUGUGAAGUAUGCAAUCCUGCACAGGAUUGGCGCUGCAAACUGGGUUCCCACCAAUCAUACUUCCACUGUUGCCACAGGUUUGGGUAAAUUUCUGUAUGCUGUUGGAACCAAGUCCAAAUUUAAUUUUGGAAACUAUAUUUUUGAUCAAACUGUUAAGCAUUCAGAAUCUUUUGCUGUCAAAUUACCCAUUGCCUUCCCAACUGUAUUGUGUGGCAUUAUGUUGAGUCAACAUCCAAAUAUUUUAAACAACAUUGACUCUGUGAUGAAGAGAGAAUCUGCUCUAUCCCUGCAUUACAAACUGUUUGAGGGGACACAUGUCCCAGACAUUGUCUCGACAUCAGGGAAAGCUGCUGCUUCAGGUGCUGUAUCCAAGGAUGCCUUGAUUGCUGAACUCAAGGACACAUGCAAGGUGCUGGAAGCAACCAUCAAAGCCACCACAGAGAAGAAAAUGGAGCUGGAACGGAUGAUCAAAAGACUCUCAGAAAGUGGCAUUGAUGAUGGAGAAGCAGCUGAGGAAGAAGAAGCAGCUGAGGAAGAAGAAGAAGCUGCUGAGGAAGAAGAAGAUGCAGCAGAAGAGACAGAAUCAGAUGAUGAUGAUUCUGAAGCCACCCCAUGA